ACUGUGUGGGUCAGGUUUGUAGUCAGGCAGCACCUAUAGCUGGAUAGGAAACUGGGAAGUGACAACAUUUAGAUGGAAGCAAAAAGAAAAAUUUAGGUUGCAAGUGAUCUUAAGUUGUGUGUUUUAUGAUUUUAAGGUUUUCAUUUUACACCUGUCCUUUCCCUCAGAUGGAACAUGGCAAAAAUCAGAGUCAUUAACACUUAAAUGUGAUUAAAGCUGGACAGCUUGGAAAAGAAUUCUCAUGGUAUGGAAGGUAAAGGUGACCUGAGCAGUGAGGAGGCACCUGAGAUGAUCAAACCCACAAGGAAGGUCUUCAGCAAAACCUGGGGAUUCGGAAGAACAACUGUUGCUAAGCGAGAGGGUGUGGGAGAUGCAGAGGCAGGCUCGCUGGGGCAGCAGCCCCUGCAGCAGCACAGCCUGGCCCUGGGACACAGCGGGAAGCAGCCACAGCGCACCGAGUGGUUGGAGGAAUUCCUUACAGCAGCUCAGCACCAAGGAAGACAGAAUGUUCCUGUCUCCCUUGAGGAUUCCAGUGAGCCAAUGUCUUGUUCAGUCCCAGAUGUUGAAACUGCCUUGGAAGGGAGCAUAGGAAGUACCUCUGAGAUGAACAGUGGCCCCCACUCUGGUUCCUUGGGUGUACAGGAGCGACCUGCCUCUUCUGGAAAGGCCACAGGAAGCAAGGAGAAGGAGGACACCUCCGACAAUGACAGUGAUGUCCUGACUUUGAAGGAGCUUCAGAAUUGCCUUUGGAGAAAGCGAGAGCAAGAGCCACCUGAUAGGCCCCUGAAAGGCAUCCAGAAUCACCUGAGAAAGAAGCGUCGGGAGGAGAAUCCCACAGAAACUGUGCAUGUCGAGGCAGGCACUACUGUCGAGAAUGCUCUGCCCAGCAAGCAAGAGCCAGAGACAGUCCACAGGGUUGUGUCCCAGGUAAUGACCAAUGACCAAGAGAGUCAGCGGGAGAGGACAGCAGCUCAGCAAGUUAAAGAUGAAGAGAGCAGGGACUCGGGCAAGCCUAAGCCUGAAUGUGAGCUGCACGACCCCAACACCCUGGACCGCAUGUGUCUCCAGCCUCGUAACAACAGGUUUAUGAGUUGCUGUGACCGAUGUGAAGAACAGUCUCGUGGCGAUUGUCGGGGUGCUUCUCAGGCUCGAGGAAGGCUUUUGGAAAGGAACAGGGAAAAUUCUAUCUGCCCAAACUGCACUGUUCUGCAAGUGCAGGAUGAGACUAAUGCAGAAACCACAGAUCAUCGGGAAACUAAAUUUAGACCUGGAGAUGCUGAUGACACAGAUUUUAGAAGUCCAGGAACAGUGGAGCAAAAGUCUAGUGAAGACCGAAAGAUAAAGGGGAGAGUUGAGAAAGCUGCACAUCCAAGUGGCAAGAAAAAACUCAAGCUUUGCCAGCCUGUGGUAGAGGCUCCAGGCACCUCCAGGUGUACCCUCCCUGGGUGCUCCAAUGUGGUGCAGCCCAACCUGGCCUACUGCAGCAAGGACUGCAUUCUUACACAUGCUGCAGCUACUAUGAAAUGCUUAAGUUCAGGCAAAGAACAGAAGCCAAAACCUAAGGAGAAGAUCAAGAUGAAGCCAGAAAAGCUCCGUCUUGCACAGUAUAGUGUUCAGGCAGGCAUUAAAAGCUCUUAUCUGCACAAGAGACCAGCUCCAGAAAAGAAAGAAGGCACAGUGAAGAAGGCAGUCGUGGCUUUUUCUAGGAGCAAAUCCCUCGGGAAGGAGACAAUUUGUGAAAGCACUGUGCCGUCCUGGGCAAGCAACCAAAAUUACACUGCAGUAAAGCUAGAAAAGACUUCCACUGUCUCCUCAUCACUGUUGUGCAAACGUAUGUAUUACCUGGAGGCUGGCCUCCUGGACCCCUCCCACUCUUUCCAGAUAGCCGUUUCCUGAGCCUGUCCAGGACUGGGGGUUGCAGUUGUGUUUUAAUGCUGAUCAUAAACACUGGCUGCACCAUCAGUGCUGGGAGGGAAUGCCCAUGUCCAAGAUGCCACCUGACACUGAAGGUCUAUCUCUAAUCUCUUGGGACUUCCACUCAGUGUUUUCCAAAAAGGUGUACAAACCUCAUUAGUAAAUGUUUCACCUCGAU
This is a messenger RNA of Galeopterus variegatus (Sunda flying lemur), 2092 nucleotides long. RefSeq names its product death-inducer obliterator 1-like. The transcript is spliced from 5 exons. The coding region runs from base 247 to 1896 and encodes 549 amino acids. The record is from RefSeq and is a predicted model, not a curated record. Lineage: Eukaryota; Metazoa; Chordata; Mammalia; Dermoptera; Cynocephalidae.